Molecule: messenger RNA, 1481 nt
Organism: Cannabis sativa
Lineage: Eukaryota; Viridiplantae; Streptophyta; Magnoliopsida; Rosales; Cannabaceae
Product: L-idonate 5-dehydrogenase
Exons: 6
Coding region: 202-1296 (364 amino acids)
Molecular function (GO): zinc ion binding; oxidoreductase activity, acting on the CH-OH group of donors, NAD or NADP as acceptor
Source: RefSeq, a predicted model, not a curated record
AAUAAUUUAGUGGGAGCAAGAAAAUGACAUUUGGUAGGUACGGUUGGAGCUAUCAAAUAGUCACAAGAAAAGAAAGCCUCUCAUCGGAUAUAUAUGCUGAGAGAGAGAGAGAGAGAGAGAGAGAGAGAGAGAGAGAGAGAGAGAGAGAGAGAGAGAGAGAGAGAGAGAGAGAGAGAGAGAGAGAGCAAGUGAGCAAGAGAGAUGUCACAAGACGGGGAAGAUCAUGCCAUGGAAAGCAAAGAAGGUGAAACCAAUAUGGCUGCCUGGCUUCUUGGUAUUAAAACGCUUAAGAUUCAACCAUACCAUCUUCCUCCUUUGGGACCCCAUGAUGUUAAAGUUCGAGUAAAAGCUCUGGGUAUUUGUGGAAGUGAUAUUCACCACUUUAAGACAAUGAGAUGUGCAAAUUUCAUAGUAAAAAAGCCAAUGGUAAUAGGACACGAGUGUGCGGGUGUAAUUGAAGAAGUAGGGAGUGAGGUGAAGUCACUAGAUGUGGGUGAUUGUGUGGCAUUAGAGCCUGGAAUCAGCUGCCGUCAAUGCACACUCUGCAAAAGUGGUCGUUACAAUCUUUGCCCAAAAAUGAAAUUUUUUGGCUCUCCACCAACUAAUGGUUCUCUUGCAAACAAAGUGGUGCACCCAGCAGACUUGUGCUAUAAGUUGCCAGAAAAUGUAAGCUUGGAGGAAGGCGCAAUGUGCGAACCUCUAAGUGUUGGUGUUCAUGCUUGUCGCCGAGCAAAUGUAAGUCCGGAGACCAAUGUAUUGAUCAUGGGAGCCGGACCUAUAGGCCUUGUUACUCUGCUGACUGCUCGUGCUUUUGGAGCUCCUAGAAUUGUCAUAACUGACGUUGAUGAUCGUCGAUUGUCGAUUGCCAAGAGUCUUGGUGCAGAUAAGACUGUUUUAGUUUCAACUAAUAUAGAGGAUGUAAGUGUAGACGUGGGGGAAGUCCAAAAAGCCAUGGGUUCUGACAUUGAUGUAAGCUUUGAUUGUGUUGGUUAUAACAAGACCAUGUCAACAGCUUUGAAUGCUACUCGUUCGGGUGGGAAAGUUUGCCUCAUUGGGUUAGCUCAGAGUGAGAUGACUGCUCCCCUUACCCCUGCUGCUGCAAGGGAGGUUGAUAUCAUUGGAAUAUUUCGUUAUAGGAAUACCUGGCCACUCAGCAUUGAGUUGUUGAGGACUGGUAAGAUUGAUGUAAAGCCACUGAUAACCCACAGAUUUGGGUUCUCACAGAAAGAUAUCAAUGCUGCUUUUGAAACUAGUGCUGGUGGGGGCAAUGCCAUUAAAGUUAUGUUUAAUCUUUAAGUGCUCACCUGAAUAACUACAAGGGCAAUGCCAACAUGUUUUGGUCCACCCAAUUCAACCACAAUAUCACAAUUGAUGUGCUAUGGUAUGAGUUAUUUAUUUGAUGUUAGACCAUUGACUUUGAUGGGAGCCAAAUGGCUUCUGCAGAUUGUUCGAGUUCAACAAUUGUCUCCUUUUCAAUAUCA